Molecule: messenger RNA, 675 nt
Organism: Ramularia collo-cygni
Lineage: Eukaryota; Fungi; Ascomycota; Dothideomycetes; Mycosphaerellales; Mycosphaerellaceae
Product: related to pyrazinamidase/nicotinamidase
Exons: 2
Coding region: 1-675 (224 amino acids)
Source: RefSeq, a predicted model, not a curated record
AUGGCAUCCUCUCCAACGCGCAAAGCGGCUCUCGCGAUCAUCGACAUGCAAGAAGACUUUUGCGAGCCAAACGGUUCUCUGGCAGUCAAAGGCGGUCGAGGAAUUGCGCCCAUCAUCAACGACCUGAUGGCACGCCCGGGGUUUGUGCUGAGAAUUGCCACCAGAGACUUCCAUCCACCCGAUCACAUCUCCUUUGCAUCAAAUCAUGUCGACAAGACAGCUUUCGCUUCAACACACACGAUCAAGAAUCCAGAGAAUGAAAGUGAAACGCAAACCACUCYCCUCUGGCCAGACCACUGCGUUCAAGACACACCCGGCUGCGAAAUCAUUCCCGAGCUUCAUCAAGACAGAUUUUCUCACAUCAUCGACAAAGGCAUGGAUAUCAGAUGUGAAUCUUACUCUGGCUUUGGCCCACCCUUCCGCGAGCCAUCGGUGUCCAUGACCAAUCUCGAUGAAAUUAUGAAAGAAGCAGGCAUCACAGACUUGUAUGUUGUCGGACUAGCUUACGAUUUCUGUGUCAAACAUACGGCGCUGGACGCCGUGGAGCUUGGAUACAAGACUUUUGUGAUUGAGGAUGCAACAAAGUCCGCCACUGAGUCGGCGGAGGCAUGCCAGAAAGGUCUGCUGGAUCGAGGUGUUGUGAUUAUCCGCUCAGAUUCUGAAGAUCUGCCAUGA